CCAAUUUCUCAUCAGCCGCCCCCACAGCUUUAGCGUCUCUAUAAUUACAAGUAUCGCAUGUGCCCCGCUCGUCUGCAGCACACCAAACCAGUGGAGAAGACGCAGCCUGUGUGUCCUGUACCCUAUACCGGAGAACAAUAACACAGCCUGUAGUCCCCUUCAGGCAGCACAUCUGUCCCCGCGCACGGUUCAUCACUUCAUAAGACCCGUUUAGUCCCACCGCCGGCACUCAUCGGGUUAACAAAUAACCAACGGGCUAAAAAUAGCGUACAGACUUCAGAAUGUCACAGAACGGGGCGGGGCUCGCGGACUCACGUGGUCUCCAAAAAUGUAAUAACACAAGAAGCACGCACUUCCCUGUUCUAAAACGGCUAGAUCAAUCGAGCGCACAGCCAUGGAUGGAUAACGGGAAAACCAAGGGGACGGAGUCUGCGUUCGGCUUCUUCUGCCUUGACAGACUGCUUUCCUCGAGCUGGAGGUUCCAUGUUUUUUUUUUCUUUAUCAGUAAACUCUCCCUGAGGAGGGAUGGGGGCCGUGAGGGGUCAGAAAGGUGCGCUUGAGUGGUGCGCGGUGUAGUGACACAAGUGAGAGCUACCGCCAGCAACUAGGAGCCGAGAGAGAAGUGUCUCAUGUGGGAAGCUGCCCCCCACUCAGAGUGACAGGAGUCCCUGCCCCGCGUGUAGUGACGAGGACCCCAGCACUUUCCAGCACAGGACUCCGCACUCCCUCAACUCACUUUGACAGGUGUCUCCCGCCCCGCACUUUUCUGACAGCAGCCGGCAGUCCCUGUGACAGGACCGGAGUUCUCCUCCCCCACCCUCAGCCGGGACUGGCCGGACUUUCUUUUAGAGUUGCGCCCAUUGUGCUGCUCGUCUUCUCGGGACUCAGGUCCUAUACAGUACACACACAACAGAAGUUUUGUAGCAGAACUUCCGAGGUGGAUCCGGAUGCCCCUGAAAUAAUGAAGUUUUUAUGGUGCCCCCUCCCCCAGUACAGUUGCUGAAUUCAGCUUUAAGAACCUGGUUUGGAUGUGCAUCUGAUGAAGUUUGGAGAAUAGAAGCAAUUUUGUUAUGUUUCUUUUGAAGAUCUGACUAUGCUUUGUGCCACAUAUAUUUCAGGUACUGGCCUUCACGCCAGAUGUACAUUCAAUGUAGCAUGAUCCAAAUUCGGGACUGAAAGGAUGAGUGACGUUACGAUCCCAUCCAAGAUGAAGAAGGGGAUGCUGAAGGAUCCAGACAUUGCGGACCUCUUUUGUAAAAAUGAUCCAGAAACAAUAUUUGUGGAUCUGCAUGAAAUAGGACAUGGAAGCUUUGGAGCAGUUUAUUUUGCUACACAUUCCACAACAAAUGAAGUAGUGGCUGUUAAGAAGAUGUCCUACAGUGGAAAGCAAAUGAAUGAGAAGUGGCAGGACAUACUCAAGGAGGUCAGGUUUCUACAGCAGCUGAAACACCCAAACACGAUAGAAUACAAGGGAUGCUAUUUGAAAGAUCAUACAGCAUGGCUGGUGAUGGAAUACUGCCUAGGAUCUGCAUCAGAUUUGCUAGAGGUUCACAAGAAACCACUUCAGGAAGUGGAGAUAGCUGCCAUUACUCAUGGUGCCUUGCAGGGGCUGGACUACCUGCAUUCACGCAAUAUGAUUCAUAGGGAUAUUAAAGCUGGAAAUAUCCUGCUUACUGAGCCUGGUCAGGUAAAAUUAGCGGACUUUGGUUCUGCAUCUAUAGCUUCACCUGCCAACUCCUUCGUGGGAACCCCAUAUUGGAUGGCCCCAGAAGUUAUUUUAGCAAUGGACGAAGGGCAGUAUGAAGGCAAGGUUGAUAUUUGGUCUCUUGGUAUCACUUGCAUUGAACUAGCUGAAAGGAAGCCUCCACUAUUUAAUAUGAACGCAAUGAGUGCCUUAUAUCACAUAGCCCAGAAUGAGUCCCCAACACUACAGUCUAAUGAAUGGUCAGACUCAUUCAGGGGAUUUGUGGACUACUGCUUGCAGAAAAUACCUCAGGAACGGCCCACAUCAGCAGAGCUACUGCGGCACGAUUUUGUGCGCAGAGAACGACCAGCACGAGUUCUUAUAGACCUGAUCCAGAGGACUAAGGAUGCUGUCAGGGAGCUGGACAAUUUACAGUAUAGAAAAAUGAAAAAAAUACUAUUUCAGGAAUCGCGAAAUGGUCCACUGAAUGAGUCUCAGGAAGAUGAUGAGGAGAGCGAACAUGUGACAAACUUGACCAGAAAAAUGGAUAGCCUUGGCAGCAACCAUUCCAUACCAAGUAUGUCAGUCAGUACGGGUAGCCAGAGCAGCAGUGUAAAUAGCAUGCAAGAAGUCAUAGACAACAUGAGCCCAGACCUGAGCUUGAUGCAAAGUUACAGUUGCACUUUCGAUUCCACCUCUUCUUUGGUACCUAAAAAGGAUCAUGCAUUCAUAAGGGAUGAGGCGGACCACAGGGAUCCCAGGCCUGAGCUGCGGCCUACCCCGUCAGUGCAAAGUCAGGCACUUCAUUACCGGACCCGCGAGCGAUUCGCUACAAUCAAAUCAGCAUCUUUGCUGCAGUGGAGAGUCAGGGUUACAAGGCAGAUCCAUGAGCAUGAGCAGGAGAACGAGUUGCGGGAACAGAUGUCAGGAUAUAAGCGGAUGCGGCGCCAGCACCAGAAGCAGCUGAUCGCCCUGGAGAAUAAGCUGAAGGCUGAGAUGGACGAGCACCGCCUUAAGCUGCAGAAGGAGGUGGAGACUCAUGCCAACAACGCGUCCAUCGAGCUGGAAAAGCUUUCCAAGAGGCAAAUCGUAGGCAUGGAUAAAGAGGCAAAGUUGGCUGCAGCGGAUGAAAGGAGAUUUCAGCAACAGAUCAUAGCCCAACAAAAGAAAGACUUAACAUCCUUCUUAGAAAGUCAGAAAAAGCAGUACAAGAUUUGCAAGGAAAAGAUUAAAGAGGAAAUGAAUGAGGACCAUAGCACGCCCAAGAAAGAAAAACAGGAACGCAUAUCAAAGCAUAAAGAGAACCUCCAGCACACUCAGGCUGAGGAAGAAGCUCAACUCCUUAGCCAACAGAGACUGUACUAUGAGAAAAAUUGUCGACUCUUUAAGAGGAAGAUAAUGAUUAAAAGGCAUGAAGUUGAGCAGCAGCACAUCCGUGAGGAGCUCAAUAAAAAGCGAACCCAGAAAGAAAUGGAGCAUGCCAUGUUAAUCCGGCACGACGAGUCAACUCGGGAGCUGGAGUAUCGGCAGCUGCACAUGUUGCAGAAACUUCGGAUGGACCUUAUACGUCUGCAGCAUCAAACUGAACUGGAGAAUCAGCUGGAAUACAACAAGCGCAGGGAAAGGGAGUUGCAUCGGAAACAUGUGAUGGAACUCCGGCAGCAACCCAAGAAUCUCAAGGUCAUGGAAAUGCAGAUUAAGAAACAGUUUCAGGACACAUGCAAAGUGCAGACCAAGCAGUACAAGGCCCUGAAGAAUCACCAGCUGGAGGUAUCCCCAAAGUGUGAGCACAAGACAAUACUAAAGUCCCUGAAGGACGAGCAGACACGCAAAUUGGCCAUCCUUGCUGAGCAGUAUGAGCAAAGCAUCAAUGAAAUGAUGGCCUCCCAGGCGUUGCGCUUGGAUGAGGCUCAAGAAGCAGAAUGCCAAGCUCUAAGGCAACAGCUUCAACAGGAAAUGGAGCUGCUCAAUGCCUACCAGAGCAAGAUCAAGAUGCAGACAGAGGCACAGCAUGAGCGUGAACUGCAAAAGUUGGAACAGAGAGUGUCCCUUCGCAGAGCGCACCUGGAACAGAAGAUUGAAGAAGAGUUGGCAGCCCUUCAAAAGGAGCGCAGCGAGAGGAUCAAGCAUCUAUUUGAACGCCAAGAAAGAGAAAUUGAAACCUUCGAUAUGGAAAGUUUACGGAUGGGCUUUGGAAAUCUGGUGACGUUAGAAUAUCCCAAGGAGGACUAUAGAUGAGAGAGGCCAGUUUUUGCCAUUUAAAUAAAAGAACAAUAAUAUUAUUAACAAUGACAGCAAGGAGAACCUGCAAAACGUACAUUCCCCAUUUUAACGGGCGUGCUCUCUCUCUCUCUUCUCUCUCCCUCCCUUUCUCUCUCUUUCUCUCUCUCUCUGUCUCUAUCUAUCUCUGACGUCCGUCGGACACUAGUGCCUGUAAUUCUUUUUACUCACCAGGGUGCCUCUGGGCAAAUCUGAGCACGGAGCAAGCUCCCUGGCAUACCUCUCAAGUGUCCCUGAUUGUCACUCAAAUUUCAAUCCAUUAGAACAUUGGUGCUUGUUAUACAAACCGAAGAUUCAAACAGCGGGAAGGAGUCUUGAAGUAACAGUUGUGUUUUGUGUCGAAACUCUUCCUUUAUUCAUAACCCCUUUUGUGGAAAGAGAUAACUUGAUUAUUCAAAGUUUUGUCCAUGAUGUUCCAUGGGGAAGAUGGUGAGAGGUAUGUGCUUUUUAUCUCAAUGUGAGGAUGGAGAGGUAUGUAUUUCCUAUGCCUCUAUCGGAGGGCUUGCGAGGGUUAUGUGUCUUUUAGCCUGUAUUUGGACGAAGGUGAGAGGUGAGAGUCCCUGGUGUCUUUUGAGUACUCUGAGGGGUGAAAGCUAUGUGUUCACGAUUCCUCUGCCGGGACUCACCUGUGUGUCCUGCAGUCCAAUGAAAAGUCCUUACUUUGUGGAAGAUGGCUGCCCACAAUUUUAGUCGGUUUCAUAACCCAUGAUGCACAACAGUUGUCAGUCUGUGAUUAACCCCUUCAGCCCUGAGCCAGUUUAGUGGUGGUGUUUAAGUAAGAUCUGGUUAUGACUUUUACCUUGUCUUAACAGUGGGGUCAUUCUUGGCACUUUAUGAAGUUUGGUUACCAAGAAAACACCUCUUUUUUUUGUGCUGGGUCAGUAUCCAGUGAAGACAAACCUUCCAAUCUUCUAAAGUGCCUCACACUUCAAACUAAAACUCAGGGAUGAAGAGAUUAAUUUAUUGAUGUUCAAUAACACAUUUGAGAGACUAGAGAGAAAAGAGGAGACAAACCUAAUGAACCAACAAAAAAUGUGUAUCUGUUGGGUUCUGCAAACAUUUUGUUCUGUUAAAGUACAAGCAAAAAAAAAUAUAUAUUUAUAUAUACAUAUAUAUAUAUAUAUAUAUAUAUAUAUAUAUAUAUAUAUAUAAUGUAAUACAUAAAAGAGAGAGAGAAGCAUAAACUGCAGCCUUAAGGUUACUGCUGCUGCGUUAAACAUUGUUGUUUUUUUGGUAUUUGUUCGUCAGGAAUAAAAAAAAAAAAAAAAAAAAAAAAAAAGAAGAGAUUUUAUUAAACUAUUGAGGUUUGAUACAUUUUACAGAAACCAAUCAUGUUGUAUAUA
Messenger RNA from Hyla sarda, 5307 nucleotides. It is a transcript of the gene TAOK3, whose product is annotated as TAO kinase 3. The record is from RefSeq and is a predicted model, not a curated record. The coding region runs from base 1181 to 3922 and encodes 913 amino acids. Gene Ontology annotation, molecular function: ATP binding; protein kinase activity. Gene Ontology annotation, biological process: protein phosphorylation; execution phase of apoptosis. The transcript has 24 exons. Lineage: Eukaryota; Metazoa; Chordata; Amphibia; Anura; Hylidae.